UCUUGUGUGUUUUGUCGGUGGCGGUGGUGGUGAAUUUGCUGUCGUUUUUGUUUGGCUGCAGUGGCGCGUAACACAGCCAACCCCCAGAAACCGGGUUGAGUACUGGGCACUAGUGGUAUCUGCUCCUGGGACACACAGGAUGCGCUCGAGUGCACCUGCGCACCUGUUCGACAACGACAAGUGCCACCACGGACAAUAGUAAAACCUAAUCGCCGGCUGUGUGAAUUUUCCAUUUGUAACAUACAUAAUUUAUGCAAAGCGAAUGCGGAAAAGUGGAAAACUCAACUGGUGUUUGUUGUCGUUUCGAAGGGAAAGGAAAGCCCAUCGUUGGUGGGAAUUGCCGAUAGGAGAGACUCCCAGCCCGUAAACUGACAUUAUCGUUAUGGCCCGCUUUCCGAUCAUGGCCCACUAGCCGCGAUCAUGCUGAUUGUGGACAUGUUAACGCUGGCACUGGCAAAUGAGCCGAUAUGCGGCGGCAAAAUGAGAUCAAGUGGCAAGAGUGGCAGCAGCAACAAUGGCUUUAAUGGUGGGGAUAAUCAAGAAGUAGCUGGAGCAGGAGCAAUGAUGAUGGCCAACACGACCGGCGGUGGAGUAGGCCAAAACUUUGGGCCACUUUCUGGCCACUUGGCAUGCGAGGCACGCGACUCACGCGACAAUGUUGCUGCCGUGCAGUGCGAGGUGCGUCAGCAAUGCCACUCAGCGAUAGACGGAGUGGAGGCGCGUGCGCGUGCUGAAUACACUGGCAACAACAAGGGCAGUGGCAACAGCAACAAUAGCAGCAACAACAGCAACAAUAGCAGCAACACUAGGAGCAACACUAGGAGCAACAGCAACAGCAACAACACAUACAAUUGCUGCAAUAAUAUCAGCAACAACAGUAGUAAUAUUAGCAACAACUGCAGCUACAAUACUAGCAAUAUUUGCAACAAUAGCAGCAACAACAACAGCAAUACUAGCAGCAACAUUAGCAGCAACUCUGGCGACAACACAGCAACGGAAGUGGCCACGAAAUGUGAGUACGCGCAACUCGAGCGUGAGAGGCAGAGCGUGAGCGCAGGCGCAUACCUGCAACCACCCAAUGUGACAAUCAGCAGCACCAGCAGCAGCAGCAACAACAACAACAACAAUAACGGGAGCAACAACAAGGGGAGCAGCGCCUGCUCAAUACCUACAAUUGGCAGUGAGCUUUUCAAAGCCAACCUUGUGACAGCAGCACAAGCAGCAGUCGUCGCAGCUGAGCAGCAGAGGCAGCAGCUACAACAGUCAACCAGCAGCAGCAGCAAUCAGUCAACGGAUUCUGGUCAAAAAUUGUGCAAAUUGAUAGAUUCCAGUGAAAAAUCAGUGGAAAUCAAUUGCCCCAGUCCUCGUGCCGCAGAAAAGCAGUUAAAGGGUAACAAGCAAAUAGCGAUAACUGCGCAAAUCGAACUCGACGACAUCAGCAGCAGCAGCAAUCACGACGAAAACGAAAACGCAAACGACGACGAGGCGCGACGUACAGAAAAAAUUGUGCAAAAAAGCAGGCAAAGCGCGUUGUCUGCUCGCGGGCUAGAUAAUUUUUUUUAUCCCAGUGAAAAUGUGCAAAGUGCUACGCCAGCAGCAACAUUACUAACACCAGCAAUAGCAAUAGCAACAGCAACAUCAGCAGCAGCAGCAGCAGCAGCAGCAGCAGCAUCAGCGACAGGAGCAACCUUAAGCUCGAAAAAGGAGCAGGAGGAGAAGGAGGAGGCGGAGGAGGCGAAGGAGGAGGCGGGGCAGGCGCCAUUGUCAUUGCCAUAUUACCAGCAAUACCCGUAUCCAUUCACUUGCAAGCCCCCCAGCAACUCAUCCUUGGCUUUCUGUGGUGUUGAUAAUGUCGCUGGCAUUGCUGCUGUCCGCCCACCACAAACCUCGCCCCUUGUUGUUGCUGGCGGUUACGUGGAUUACGUGAAAAGCAUCGCUGAACAAGUGCAACACGACCAGCGACCAGCAGCAGCAACAGCAGCAACAUCAGCAACAGCAGCAACAGCAGCACCAGCAGCACCAGCAGCAAAAUGCAGCGAUUUAGAUGCAACAUCUGAGGAGAAACUCAUCGAUUGUGAGUCCUUGGUGGGCAAUACAUCAUCAGAAGUACCAGAAGUAGCAACAGCAAUAGCAGUAACUGCAGCAACUGCAGUAGCAACAAGCUGCAGCGAGCAGGAUCUCAUCGAUUUUGAGCACGAUUUGGGCGAGGAUUUUGUGGCCAGCCAGCGCCUGAAGCGACUGCAGUGCAAUUUUCAGGGACGCGUGGCCAUUAGUAGUAACAUUGAUUGUGUAAAGGCAUCCUUGAGACCACAACAACAACAGCAGCAGCAGCAGCAGCAGGAGGAGGAAGAGCAGCAACAAACAAUAAGCAUAACAAAGAAACUACCCCCAAAAGGAGACAGUCAGCACCGAACUCAAACCCCAACCCCAACCCCAACCCCAAUCCAAACCCAAACCGAAACUCAAAUCCCCAGCCAAACCGAGUCCAGCCAGAGCAAAGACAAUAAGACAAUUGCAGCAGUUACGGACGAAGCGGCGGACUCAAGUGCAAUUCAAUUAAAUGUGGAUGUCGAGCAAUUGCCAAAUGAAAGCGAAACAGCCAGACAAACAGCUGAAAAUCGCCAGGAGGAGCUGGAGCAGGAGCCACAUUUGCUGAAUACGCGUAGCGAGUUGUUGCCAGUGCGCAGGAUCGAGAGUAGCGGCCAAGUGGUGAUUGAAAUCGAAACGGACGGUGAGGCGGAGGAACGCGAACCGAAGAGCAGGAGCGCCUUUGUCCAGCCAGCCCAGUUGUCGUCCAGCGGACAGUUGAGGGCCUCAACGGAGGCCGGCGAUUUUGCGGCUGCCGCCUCGCUCAGUGAGUUCGAUGUCCAGCGUUUUGGUGAAUAUCUGAAGGCCGCCCGCCAAUUGCAGUGGCGCCACACAAAUCCGGAUAGCAGGGAUAACCGAAAGUAUCAGCAGGGUACUAGCGAUUUCCAGUGCUACGACGAAUUGCUGGCCGAAUUUGUCAGCGAGCAGCAACAGGAUUACGAGCAGUUUGAAAGCGAUAGCAACGAAGUGAGCGAUAACGAAAGCGACAACGAUAGCGAUAACGAUUUGGCUAUCGAUAACGAUAGCGAAAGUGCCUGCCAGUGCCAUGAGUGCCUAGCCAGCCAGGAGCAGCAGACCAGAGCCAUCACUUUCGCAGUUGGCGGAGCCACAAACAGCUCUAAUUUAGCCUCGAAUCUAGUCCCAAGUCCAGCCUAUUUAGCCUUGAAUCUAGCCCCAAAUCUAGCCCCGAAUCUAGACCCGAAUCUAAACCCAAAUCCAGCUCAUUCCACCCACCUGACUAACGGCUACAAAAUGCGCGAGGUCAAUGGUCAGUUGCGCGGCCUGCUCAAGAAGCCAAAUCGACCGCCGCCGGCACGCAAAAAUCGCGUGGUCUUCGAUGAGACGCGCAACGAGUUCUUCGAGGCCGACUACAUAAUCCUGAUCCGCGAGGAUUGCGCAUACGACGAGGAGGACGAGGAACCCUGCACCUGCGGCGAGCACGAGCUGGUGCGCCUCUGCUGCGAGGAGGGAUGCCAGUGCAACUACGCCGUCAAUCCCGCCGAGGCGGGCGAGGGCAGGACGCCACAGAGUCCCAAAUACCAGCCGCCAAUUGAGUUCGUGGACGAUGCGGCACUCAGUCCGCCCGAUGGCUACAAGGACAGCAGUCUGAAGAACACGCUCGGCGGCGCCUUGAGCGGCCACAUCUUCGGGGCGCAACAUCUGCAGCAGCUGCAGGUCAUUCAGCGCCUGCAACAGCAACGUGCCGCGAUGCUGGCCGCCCGAAAUACCACAAGCGGUGGUCAGAUACCACCUCCGCCCCCGCCCGUCGGCAGUGCCCAGCAGCAGCAACAGCAGCAACAACAGCAGCAACAACAACAGCAGCAACAACAACAACAGCAGCAGCAGCAACAGCAACACCAGCAACCUCAUCAUGGAGCAAUGCAGCAGCAGCAAUCGGAGGAUGACCUGCAGGGCGUUUGCACCGAGUGUGCCGAGUGCGCCGAAUGUGCGGCCAAGCAGCUCCAGGAAGCAGAAUGCAGCUCACCGCAGUGUCCGGAGGAGAUGACUCCGCUCGGGGUUCCCGCCGUGGCCAUCCUGCCACUGCACACCAGUUCCCCGGAGCGCCGCAUCACCCAGAAGGAGAUUAUCGCUGGCGAGGAGCGGCCCAAGUACGUCCUGCAGUCGCAGUACAAGCCAUCACCCACAGCAGUGACCGAGCGCCGCAUCAUCCGGGAGGCGCAUGAAGAUGUGGCAACCGCCCCGGGUAGUGCCGCUCCCGGCCCCGGCCCCGCCCCCGCUCCAGGUACCGCCCCCGGCUCAGUUGGAGCAGCUGCUGCGGAUAUGCAACCGCCCGCCUUGCCGGCCAAGGCCAGUGCCACAGCAGCAGCGGCCGCCGCAGCAGCCGCCGCAGCAGUCGCAUCAGCAUCCGCAGCAAGCCCAUCCGAGCAGCAGCAGUCCGACGCUCAGAAACCACCACCCAUACCGCCCAAGGAGACAUCGCCCACGCAGAUCAGUGGAAUACUUAAGGGUGGCAAGCUAUGGAAGCAGGACUCCAUCUCUCAGCAGUCGGAUGACCAGAACAACACCACAUCGGAGGACGAGAGUGGUGCCACAAAGCGUUCGGUGCGUUUUGUUACCGAGGAUCAGGCCAAUGCCGGCACCGACAGCGAUGCCCAGUCCUUGGCUGGCGAUCUGGACGACAGCGAGAACCAGAUCAACGAGCUGAUCCCCAUCAAGAAGCACUCGACGCUCUUCAACAACGCCCUGCGCCCCAAUUCGGCGGUGCGCCAGCUCUUCCCCAGCGUCUCGGCCCAUCAGGCGCCCGUCCUCACCUCGGAGGCACUGCGGGCCUUCGAUGAGUCCAAGCGGGCCGGCUGCCUGGUCACCCACCUGCCCGGAAGUUGUGGCGACUCCGACACCCUGCGCCGCAGCAUGGAGCGGAAUAUCCUGCGCCGAUCGUUGAUCAAAAAAAAGGCUGUUAAGUCGGACAUAUCGCUGGAGGAGCGCAUCAAGCAGCUGACCUGCGACAUCGACGAGGAUCUGGCCGAGGAACUGCAGCGGGCUGUGGACGAGGACGCCGAGGCUGCCGCCGAACGGGUCGAUGAGCUGGACCAGCGCAACAGUCCCGCCGGCGAGGAGAAUCCCAAUCCGGUGCCCGGCUCCGGUCCACCACACAAGUUUGUCAACGGCGAGAAGAGCUUCUCGCCGAGCAGCUCGGUAUCGAGCUCCUCGAGCGGUUCGUCGGCCUACAAGAAAAUCGCCGACAUCUUCAAUCGCGACAAGAAGCAGGAGAAGAUCAUGGAGAUGGAGGAAAACCCCAUUGUCAUUAUACCCCAGGAGUGCCGUUGUCCGGCAGCUCCCGACUUGGGCAUGGGCAUCCAGGUGCCGGUGGUGCACACGCAGAUCCAUCGCACUCCACCGCGCCAGACAGAGCCGAAGCGCCAGUUCCUGUCCUCCACUCUGGCCCCGCUGACCGCCUGUGUGGCUGGGAACAAGGAUGACCUAUCCUCGUACUACACACUGGCCGCCGCUGCCGCCGCUCAUCCACAUGCCCAUGGGCACGCCCACACGCAUGCGCAUGCCGCCCACUAUGCCGCCGCCGCUGCGGCGGCUGACUUCAAUAUGGGACAGCUUUUGGGAGCGGCUGCAGCGGCCGCCGCCUCUGGAGAUCCGGCUGCCCAGCAUGCUGCUGCCAUGGCGGCUCAGGGAUUGGCCCAGGGAUUAGCUGCAGCAGGCGGAGGCGGGGGAGGAGGUGGAGGUGGAGGAGGUGUAGGACCCGGAGGAGGAGAGGACCCCCGCAAGGUGGCGCCCGAUGUGAUUGCAGGAACGCCGGGACAGGAGAUGGCCGGUCGGCCGGAGCAGGACGAACUGGCCGCCUUCGCCCAGGCGGAUGCCAAGCGGACCGAGCAACUCAAGAAGCGGUACACGGGAGCGGGCUCGUCGGAGCCCGGCCAAUCGCAGGCCAGCAGCGAUGACGACGAGCAGAACGACUAUGGGUUCAACAAGCGGCCCUCGGUGCGCGGCAUCAAGCCCAAGUUCAGCUCGACCAACGAGAUAUUGGCCCAAAUGCAGGAGCAGCUGAGUGCGGCGAUACCCACGGUGGUCAACAGCCAGCCAGUGCAGCAUGCUGUGAAGGGCUAUGCCAUGCCCAACACGCUCAAGCAGAAUCCCUCGCCCCAGAAUGUGCCACAGAAUGUGCAACAGCAGCAGCAGCAACACCAGCAACAGCAGCAACAUCAGCAGCAACACCAGCAACAGCAGCAACACCAGCAGCACUUGCAGCAACAGAUGGCCGCUGCUCUGCAGAAGACCGAGCAGCGAACGUGGAGUUUCUACAGCGAGACCGGUGAGCAGCAGCGCUUCCCCAUGGACGCGGCCGCCAUCCAGCAGACCUACUAUCAGACCCUGCCCGCCGGCACCAUGUUCCGGCAGACGAUGAUCCAGCAGGGCGCCACUGCGGCCGGCGGCGGUGCCGACGAUGCCUCGCUGCUGUACGCCGCCGCAGCGGCUGCCCAAAAUUGCCAGAGCGUCACCGCCACGGCCACCGCAACGGCCACCGCCACCGCCACGGCCAUCGAGCAGAGCAAGCACAGCAGCUACAGCAGCCACUUCGCCCGCAGCCCCACCCGGCGGCCCGAGUCGCCGCCGCCGCUGCGCAACUACCAUCAGACCAUGGUCCUCAUCCCGUACAACGCGGAGACCUACUCCCAGUUCGCCACCAGCAGCAGCGGCGAUCCCAAGCUGGCCCACAUCCAGCGGCAGAAUAUCCUCGAAUACCAGCAGGUUACCCAGCAGACGAUUCGUGUGCCCAUUGGCUACGCCCUGCCCGGCAUGCAGUUGCAUGUGGUCGGUGGGCGUGGCCAUGCCGCCCACUACGCACAGCACCAGCAGCAGCACCAGCAACAACAACAGCAGGUUCAGCAACAGCAGCAGCAACAACAGCAGCAACAGCAGCGCCUGAUGCAGGGACACUAUCAAUUUGGACCGGAGGGCGGAAUGCCCGGGUUCAGUGAGCGUGGAGUGCCCGAAGGAGCGGCGGCUGUUUCGCACAGCGAUUGCAAUGCCAUGGUAUCGCCGACUUCGGCGGCAGCAGCAGCAGCAGCAGCAGCAGCAGUACAGCAGCAACAGCAGCAGCAGCAACAGCAGCAGCAGCAACAGCAGCAACAACAGGUUGCUGGAGGAGUGGGUGUGGGCGUGGGCGCCCAGGCACAGGGAUCCGUUUACUAUGCGAUGAACGUAUGACCCACGCUCGAAUAGUCGCUGCCAGCGGCGGUCAUUGUCGAGCGCCGCCAGUGUCAACUAGUCGAAAUGUCAGCGACUUCAGUGCAUUUGGGGAGCGGCGGCAUGGGCGGCAGAUGAGCGCCAGCCCCGCUAGAAUCCUCGAGUUCCCAUGCGUCCCAUCCGCUGAUUUGAGUUGCCCCUCAGUUGACCCUAGCGAGCGUUUUUGAAUCAGUUCGAUCUUCCGUUCAGCAAGUGUAUUUGUAUCCGUAUCCGUAUCCGCAUAUGUUUCCGCACCAGUAACAGUAUCAUUAUCUUUAUCCGUAUCCGUGUUGUCUGUAUCCUUGUGUCGCAAAUACUCUUAAAUGGGAGUGGUAUGGAAAUCUCUAAGGGCUUUAAAUCACUUAAAGACUUUAAGUGCGAUAAGCCAAUAGAUCAAUGACAAGCAGAUCAUUUCAGAGGUUUUAAGUCUCUAGAGAUUAAUGUGGCACCCCACGAUUACAUAGAACCGACAGAGUUACUAAUACCUUAAGCUGGUUGUAAACGGUGCAGCGGCAUUCUCUCAUUCGAAAUACUUUUGAUAUUAUGUGCAGCAUGGGCACUGCAACGUUUACAACCAGCCUUAAAAACAAUCCAAAGGGGAUCACUCAAUGUUACGCAUUACUCCAAAAAGUAUACUUUAAGUUAAGCCUUAGUGUCGAGGAUUUUAUUUCAUAGUUAUUAAUAUUUAGCCGAGUGCAGUGGAGGAGAGAUGAAAAUCUAAACCAAAAUAAAACCAAAACACAUGAAUUUAUUUCAAGCAUAUACAUGCUGGGUGCUAGUAAUGCAACAACAACCACAACAAAUACAACAAAACCAAGAGAAAGUUAAUUAAGCUAUGCAAAUUCUAUUAAACAAAGUUAAAACUAAAACAAAGAUAUGUAAUAAUAUUUUUUUUAAUUCAUUUUUUUUUUGCUGUUAGUCAAGAAAAACGAGUUUUGCUCAAUGGAAAAUGCAUUUAAAUUUAAACGCAUCUAUAUAAACACAUACAUAAUUAUAUAUCUACAUAUGCGUAUGCUAAACUAAAUUAUACAUAAUUAAAUUAUAUUGAAUUGAAUUGAUAUUAUAAAGUAUUUCCAAUGUAGUGCAAUUUGUUGCUAACUCCAAAAGCUCUCUUAUUAAAGAGUAUUAUAUUUAAACAAAUAUAUAUCUAAAUAUAUAUUUUAUGAGUAUCAAAAUUAUA
Molecule: messenger RNA, 8467 nt
Organism: Drosophila elegans
Lineage: Eukaryota; Metazoa; Arthropoda; Insecta; Diptera; Drosophilidae
Exons: 8
Coding region: 421-7269 (2282 amino acids)
Source: RefSeq, a predicted model, not a curated record